CGAGAUUUCUCGAGAGCUUGAGGACGCUUCCUCCUUGUUGGAGAUUGGCUUCCUGGCCGGACUUUUUUUGUAUAUAUAUAUAUAUAUAUAUAUAUCUUACAUUUCUUGGGAUUGCAGGCAACCAUGGCACCCAAAAGAAGACCCGUCCCCUUGAUUAUAACUUCCACUGGAGAGGGACAGUCAACCAACAUUGAUGCAGCAGCAGAGGCCAACCUGGAGGCUUUGCAGAGGAAGUUGGGGGAGCUGGACUUGGAUGAACAGCAGAGGAAGCGUCUUGAAGCUUUCCUCACCCAGAAAGCUCAGGUGGGUGAGCUAAAAGAUGAAGAUUUUGACCCCAUAUGUGAACUUGGUGCUGGUAAUGGUGGAGUGGUCCACAAGGUCCGUCACAAACCCUCAAGACUGGUCAUGGCCAGGAAGCUUAUUCAUUUGGAAAUCAAACCAGCCAUCCGGAACCAGAUUAUACGAGAGCUGCAGGUUCUACAUGAGUGCAACUCACCGUACAUUGUAGGGUUUUAUGGCGCUUUCUAUAGCGAUGGAGAAAUUAGCAUCUGCAUGGAGCACAUGGAUGGAGGAUCGCUGGAUCAGGUGCUGAAGGAAGCCAAAAGAAUCCCUGAAGAAAUUCUGGGGAAAGUUAGCAUAGCUGUACUCAGAGGACUUGCAUAUCUUCGGGAGAAACACCAAAUAAUGCACAGAGACGUUAAGCCCUCCAACAUCCUGGUGAACUCGCGCGGUGAGAUCAAACUGUGCGACUUUGGCGUGAGUGGCCAGCUCAUCGACUCCAUGGCCAACUCCUUCGUUGGAACACGGUCGUACAUGUCGCCGGAGAGACUCCAGGGCACACACUAUUCGGUUCAGUCAGACGUGUGGAGCAUGGGCCUCUCUUUGGUUGAGCUAGCUAUUGGACGCUACCCCAUCCCCCCACCCGAUGCCAAGGAAUUGGAGGCCAUUUUUGGCCGGCCAGUACUGGAUGCAGGUGGGGCAGAAGGUCACAGCAUGUCUCCGAGACCCAGGCCUCCAGGACGACCAGUCAGUGGACACGGAAUGGACAGCAGGCCAGCAAUGGCUAUAUUUGAGCUACUGGACUACAUUGUCAAUGAGCCACCACCCAAGCUGCCCCAUGGCGUCUUUACCACUGACUUUGAAGAGUUUGUGACGAAAUGCCUCAUUAAGAACCCUGCUGACAGAGCUGACCUCAAGAUGCUAAUGGGCCACACGUUUAUCAAGCGGGCUGAGGUUGAGGAGGUGGAUUUUGCCGGAUGGUUGUGUAAAACCAUGGGCCUCCAUCAGCCCAGCACCCCCACUCAAAGUGCCGAAUGAAUGCUCGCUCACAGGGUAGCCACGCAUGCCAUCUUCACCGUCCGCUCUGCUCCUCUUUUCUCACAGGCCUGUAUGCUUGUAAGCAUCUGACACACUGCUGUGCACAACUUUAUCGUUCUCUGUUUGCUUUCCCCUUUUGCUGCAGUGCUUUCUGGGGGCAUUGUUUUAUAACGGAGCGUUUCUAAUGUUGGAACACUUAGUCAUUUGAAUGAAUAGGGAGAUUAGAGUCACAUAAGUGAAAUGGCUGUAUUUUUAAAGGCCAGAUUAUUUAGGAAUGUGUUCAAAAUGCUAAAGAUCAGCAGGGGUUUUUGUUCAUAUUACAGCUAUUUCAUUAAUUUAAUGACAUUUUUUUCAGGGUUGGUGUAUUCACAUUAUUAUGCUUUGUUGCUAAAGUGCUAUUCAUUGGCAGUUAUCAUUAAACUGUGUAAAAGGGAUAGCUUAAUUUAAUGGCAAGCAUUUAUGUGAGAAACAGCAGCAAGUGCACUAAGAAAUUUGAAACCAAAGAGGGCUACCGUGGAUCUUACAGGUUUGUUACAAAGUCAAUUCUAAAAAUGCAAGUUGACCAAAUCAGAAACAACCUAGGCGCAUGUGUACUGGUGUUUUGCUCUUGCAUUGUAGGCCAAGUAAUCUUUCACAACAACCAAUGCUCAUGCUGUAAGUUUGCACACACUAGUGGUUAAAAGAAACAUGCGACUAAUUGGAGUUCCUGGAUCAGAUGCCCUUUUUCCAGCUGCUGUGCCUGUGAGAAAGAUCAGAGGCUUAGUAUUCAUGAAAUUAUAUGCCCAAGUUUCUAGGGUGACAACUUGGUUCUUAUAUGUAUGGCUGUAUCACCUUUUUAGUUCCCUUAAUAUUGGCUCUCAAAAGCACUUUCAUCAUGUUUUUAUGCAGUAAUCUGUUAAUGUUCUUAAGUUUCUAAAAUCAUGGUGUUCUACUCUUAACCAAUGCUUGAACAGUUUUCUCAUGUCAAAAACCUUGUUUUUCAAUGCAGGAAUGAUUUUUGCAAGGGUACAUUUGGGGCGAAUUACGGUUUAACUUGUGCUUCAAUCUUCUAUUGUCCAAGAAACUUUUUUUCUUUCUUUUAUUUGUGCUUAAGUACAACAAGGGUUGCACUCCACUUUACAGUGCUUUUCCUAAGAGCCCGAUUAAUUUGAACACCGCUACUCCAGGUACAUUGAGACUGAACUUCAAAGUAAUAUCUCAUGCCACCAUGUACAGUGCUAUGCAGAUCAAAUGAACCUCAGCAUAUAUUGCCGUAUAAGUUGGUCUUAUAAAUACACAGGUGUUACAGAUGGGCAUUGUGAAGUGUGGCUAAAGCCCACUUUCUUUGGAUAGCUUGGUGUUUCUUUUUCAUUCUCUAUUAAUUUUCAGUAACAGUUUCAGUUAAACUGUGUUACUCGCACACUGGCAUUCAGCUCUGACCAAGUGAAUGCGUCACCACACUUGUGUGUAUAAAACUAUAUGUACAGUACACAUGGUACUGUUUUUUUUCAGUCUUAAAAAAAAGAUUAGCAUUUUAUGCAUAAUUUUUUUGUUUCUUUGUCUUGUGUAGAGAAGAGGAUAAGUCAUUUUAUUACCAUAUGGAAUGUGUUGAAUACAAUUCUAAUAUAAAAUAAAACUUAUUUGUG
Molecule: messenger RNA, 2942 nt
Organism: Xyrauchen texanus (razorback sucker)
Lineage: Eukaryota; Metazoa; Chordata; Actinopteri; Cypriniformes; Catostomidae
Product: dual specificity mitogen-activated protein kinase kinase 2-like
Exons: 12
Coding region: 124-1317 (397 amino acids)
Biological process (GO): protein phosphorylation
Molecular function (GO): ATP binding; protein kinase activity
Source: RefSeq, a predicted model, not a curated record